Haemonchus placei is the source of this 606-nucleotide messenger RNA. The record is from the annotation of a GenBank genome assembly. Lineage: Eukaryota; Metazoa; Nematoda; Chromadorea; Rhabditida; Trichostrongylidae.
AUGGUACUCUCGAUUUUGGUCGGGUCCACAGAGGCACUCGUCUUUGACUCCCGAAGUUGCCUAAGUCAGUCGUACCAGGACUUCUUAUGUGUCAUACCGGUUGAAGGAUGGCGGCUCACCUGUCCGUUUCUAUACUGUGGAAAAGUGCACUGUGAGCGAGAAUCUCAAGAAUCUGAAAGAGUGUGGACGAAGGCCGAAACUACAAAACAACCCUUUGUCACUCUGUUCAACCUGAAACAUGAAGAAGCGUAUCUGUUUCGUAUCAGAGCUGACAACACAUUGGGACAGUCGGAGCCAUCAGAAGAAUCGGACGUCAUUUAUGUGAAGGGUGUCUCCCGAGCUGUUGAGGAACCAAAAAAGAAGGCUGGUCAUGAAGAAUCUGAGGCAAUCAACUAUGACAGGCUUGACACAAAUGUCGACCUAUCCAAGCAUAAACCUAUCGAUGUAAAUCGACUUCCAAACGAUCUCCAGGCUAAGUACAUCAUUUGUGAAGAACUUGGACAAGGCGCUUAUGGUACUGUAUACCGCGCUAUAGAGAAGGCUACUGGAAAGACGUGGGCCGCGAAAAUGGUGCAGAGUUUUCAAAAUGCAGCUAAAGACGGGUAG